Protomyces lactucae-debilis is the source of this 3270-nucleotide messenger RNA. RefSeq names its product Hsp70 protein-domain-containing protein. The transcript has a single exon. Gene Ontology annotation, biological process: negative regulation of hypoxia-induced intrinsic apoptotic signaling pathway; endoplasmic reticulum unfolded protein response; cellular response to hypoxia. The record is from RefSeq and is a predicted model, not a curated record. NCBI's taxonomy places the organism in Eukaryota, Fungi, Ascomycota, Taphrinomycetes, Taphrinales, Protomycetaceae. Gene Ontology annotation, cellular component: endoplasmic reticulum chaperone complex. Gene Ontology annotation, molecular function: ATP binding; ATP-dependent protein folding chaperone. Bases 335 to 3100 code for a protein of 921 amino acids.
GGGGGACAAUGGGUCGCGUCGCAUGGGGAAGAUGCGCCGGUGUGUUGGAGAGGAUGUCUGGGGUCAGUAAGAUGAUGCGCACCUUGAUGAAAUUAUCUCUUACGUUGUCUCUUUGCAGUCGACAUGAGCUGCACUCGAUUGGAAGAGAGGUAGUAGUGUAUCAAAGAAAGAGAAGGAAGUUGAGUGUAGCAAGGAGGUCUGCUGCUGCUGUGGCUGGAAGUCGCGGGAAAAUUCAAAAGUGGCCAGCACAGCAACUACGCGACAUACAAGACACCAACAUCUACAUCUUAGACUACAACUGCCGGCCCUCUGCAUCGUAGACACCCAAUCAACCAUGCAAUUCGCCCAAUUGGCUGCGCCCAUCCUCCUCUGCCUCCAAGCAGCUCAGGCCGCAGUCCUCGCCAUCGACUACGGCACAGGAUGGACAAAGGCUGCCCUUGUCAAGCCAGGCAUCCCCUUAGAGAUCGUCCUGACCAAAGACACAAAGCGUAAAGAGCAGUCCGUCAUCGCAUUCAAGCAGCAGGAGCGGCUGUAUGGUGGUGACGCAGCCGCACUCGCAGCAAGGUACCCAGAAGCUACCUUCUUCAACCUCAAGAACCUUCUUGGGCAGACUCUCACCAGUGAGGCCGCUGUGCGUCAUGCCCAGCUGUAUCCAGCCAACAAGAUGCAGGCCAGUAGUAGAGGGACCGUGGCAUUCGAGGUCGGCGACACAAGCUACACAGUCGAAGAGCUCGUCGCCAUGCAGCUCAAAAACAUUCGCAAGAAUGCAGAGCUCAUGGCAUCAGAGAAGGUCAAAGAUGCCGUGCUCACCGUCCCUCCUCACUUCACCCAGGAUCAACGUCUCGCCCUCAUUGAAGCUGCUCAACUCGCUGGUCUACGACCACUUGAACUCGUCACGGAUGGAACCGCCGUCAUUAUUGACUAUGCCAAGGCACGGCCCUUCAAUGCCUCGCAGAUGCACCUCGUGUACGACAUGGGCUCCGGCUCCACCUCAGCAACACUCGUCAGGCUUUCAGGAAUCUCUGUCAAGGAUACGGCCAAGAAGAACAAGACCAUCACCUAUGCGCAAGUGCUGAGCUUAGGGGCUGAAUUGAACAAUGGUGGCAACAUGCUUGACCAGCGUCUCUAUGAGCAUCUCGUCUCCAAAUUUGAUGAACUCCACAGCCAGCAAGCCGGAAGUAAGCUCGCCACCAAUCCACGCGGACUAGCCAGACUCAUGAAGGAAGCGACAAAAGUCAAGCAGAUCCUAUCCGCCAACAACGAAGCCAUGGCCUCUGUUGAAUCACUCCAUGGCGAUGUUGACUUCCGAUACAAAGUGACGCGCGCCGUGCUCGAAGAGCUCACAGCCGACCUCGUUCCGCUUGUUGCGAAUCCCAUCACGGAAGCCUUCAAGGCUGCUGGCGUCACGCAUGAAGAUGUAGACUCCAUCAUCAUCCAUGGUGGUGCGGCCCGAGUGCCCUUCAUCAAGACGGCGCUUGCUAGCGUUGCACCGGAAGAGAAGCUUGCUCGUAAUGUCAACUCCGAUGAGGCAGCCGUCAUGGGCGCCGUCUUUCGUGGCGCAGGUCUCAGUGGACAAUUCAGGGUGAAGGAGCUGGUUGUCUCUGACCAAACUGCCUUUGACUUCCAGUACAGCCUCGACGGCAAGCUUUUCAGUCUCUUCCCGCGCGGGACCGCUUAUGGUACGGAACGAAAUGUUUCUUUGACGGGUCGUACAUCAGAUGCAGAGCUCGAGCUGGUUUACUCUUACAAUCAACAAAAGGCGCAGCAAGGGUUUGCCAAGAUUUCUCUGACUGGUCGCCAAAAGGCAGUCGAAUCAAUGCCAAGCGAGUGUCUCAAAGUCGAAAUCAGCGCCACCUUCAAGCUCGACCACUCUGGUAUUGUUCGACUGAGCACGGUGCAGGCACAUUGCGAGUAUGAAGAAAAACCCGGCAUGGCAGACAAGGUCAAAGGUUGGUUUGGCGGUAAGGACUCAACCAGCACAACAGCCGCAAAAGGAAAAAAGACAGAGGUUCCCGAAGUUGCUAAACGUGUCAUCAAGACGGCUGCCAUUUCCAGCACUGUCCAAUACAGUCAAGGCUGGACCUCGGAUGCUCAAGCUCUUCAGCUGUCUCUCGCCAAGAUUGGAAAGCUCGACAGCCUGGACAGUGACCGUGUGGCUCGUGAGAGCGCUCGUAACUCACUCGAAGCACAUGUCUACCGCGUGCGUGAUUUGCUCGACAGCGAGUCCUUCUUGACCUCCUCAACCCCAGACGAGCAGAGCAACUUGCAAAAACUCGCUGCUGAAGCAAACGAGUGGAUGUAUGGAGAUGGUGAGAAUGCUUCCCUCGAGGAUCUUGACAAGAAGCGAUAUGGCCUAUCGAGCAUCAUCGAUGCCAUCACGUCUCGCCGAGAAGAAGCCGCCAAGCGGCCCGAAAGCAUUGACGCUUUGCAAAAGCAAAUCGACAGCGCUCGCAAAUUUGUCAAGGGCCAGAAGGUGGAGAUUGACAAGUAUGCAACGGCAAAGAAGGAGUACGACGUCAAGGUUGCUGAACAAGCUGUAGCUGAUGCUGCGUCUUCCGAGGCUGCAGAGGGUGAGCCUGCUCCAGCAGCCUCAACAGAGGAGGAAGACUCUUUGGAGGACAGUGCAGCUGAUGCAAGCAAGACUGGUAGCGCUGACCCGAAAGAGUCGGCCAAACCAAAGCUGGAAGCACCCAUGGAGCCAUUGUAUGAUCUCGUUGAUUUUGUGCCGCUCGAGAAGCUGCUAGAUGAAAAGGAGGCGUGGCUCAAGGCCCAGACUGCUGAGCAAGCGAAGCUCACCGCUACCGAAGACCCGGUGCUGCUCGUCCGUGACUUGGACUCGGCAAAGGCUGAAGUCAGCGAAGAGAUGAUGGCGCUUAUUCAAAAAGUGACUUACAAGUUCCAACAACGUCGAACGCCACCGAAAAAAUCCAAGGCGAGCAAGACCAAGUCUAGCAAGCCCACUGCCACGCCAAAGAAGGCUGAAGAGCCAGUUGCUGGUGAUUCGCCUUUGCCAGCUGACGAGCCUCAAGCCAAAGAGGCAGUUCCGGAGCCUGAGCCUGAAGCAACCCCUGCUGCAGAGAAUGUUCGGGAUGAGCUCUAGCAUUUAAAAUAGAUAACGAUAGAAUCAAUGGUCUGGUUAUAUUGUCUCAUUGCUAUUACCAGACGUAUGCAUAGCUAUAGAUUGAUUGCCAGAACACAAAGAGCUGUAGAAGUAUUGUUCUACAGGCAGAUGAACUUGUUUGAUUUCAUGAAUGCAAAGAAAUGAUGCAG